UUAUUUACCCAAAAACUAAUUGCAUCUGGGGAAUAACAAUUAAUUUAUGUUUAUUCAACGAUUCAGCAAUAUUGAAAGUAAAUUGAACCUGGCGGGAGGUCGGAAGGUGGACAUUGCCGUCAGGAUGUAGAUUGGAAGGGGUGGCUGAUAAAAGUCGAGCCGGGGGUUGCGGUAAGGGUAACAGUCGUCGUCAAAAAAACUACCCCCGAGUGAAUAAAGGAAGGUGGUGAGGAUGAAAGUGUUUUAUCUCAACUCUAUUGAUUUUGCAAGUAUUUAAACUAACCUUUAAAAAAAGCGGCGUAAACAAAUAAGUAAAGAGAGGAAAUGAAUUCUUGCCCAGAGGUGUACGAGUUUAAGUUUAAUAGGAGAAAAAUAUUGUUAACCUCUUAGAGGUGGUUGGAAAUAGAUAAGGGGUAGGCGAGGUGAUUAAAAUGAGUAAGCCCCCUUUUAAAUUGUUCAUGCAAAUUUCCAUUAAAUUUUCUGAAAAAUCUCGUCUGAGGUAGCCUAGAUUCCAUCAACUGGAAUUAACCAUUCCAACGUCUCAAAUCUAGUCAAGGUUGUGAUAUGGCCGCGAAGGUACCUGAUUUAAAUUACUGUUGUGAGAUAUGCGGUGUGGAAGGGUUGACAGACGAAGAGAUGAGGGUCCAUGUUAUGAUAAACCAUGUCAAGAAUUCCGUUGCCUGCCCGUACUGCAGUCUUCCCACUGAGACCGAAGAAGAUAUGUUGGUCCAUGUCAACACGACCCACCUGGACUUCCUCACUCCCGAGCAAGAGAUCAUGACGUUCAUAGACGACAGCGAUGAUAUGUGCAGCCCCAUUUCGGAAAGUUGGCUGCCGAAAGAGAGCCACAGACUGAACAAUAAUAACAAUAACAACAACAACAUUGACUCUUACUACGACGAUAAGGAAGGGAAAAAGAAUGGGGAUUCUGUUGCCUGGAGCUCGCCCCAGAGGUCUCAGCUCGCUCUAAACCUCCGCUCAAGCACCUCGUCUUCACUGCCUAAACAGAAAUAUGUUAUGUUCGAAUGCCCACUGUGUUCUUUCCAAGUUGAUAAUGUCACUCACCUUGAAGAACACAUAAACCGACAACAUUUCGACCUCACGAGCCCAUCCGUAUCGGCAGAUUCACCUGUUAAGCCUUAUAAUUUAUACAACUGCCCUCUGUGUGUUAAAACGUUUGAAAACACUCCAGACCUGGAAUUGCAUGUUAAUAUCGAACACAAAGAUAUACUCAGCCCUGCCAAGCCCAUGCAAGAUUUAACAAGAGAAACAAAUACAAAUGAAUGUCCAAUUUGUUGCAUGACCAACUUCAAGACAACAGAUGAACUUGCUCAACACAUAGAUGAACAUUUCAACCCUAAAGGCAUAUCACCCCUCACUCCUGAUGUCUCUUGUGAUAGACUUCUCGCAAAAGAAAUGGAGAAAAGGGAUAAAGAAAUUCAAAGAUUGAGGGAGCAACAUGAAUUUGAACUUUUGAGGGCACAGUAUGGCAUGGAUAAUGAAGGUAAUUUCAAAGAGCAAAGCUUAACAAAUAUGCAGAGAGCAGUUUAUUCCGGUGAACUUUCAGUCGCGGAUUAUUAUGAAAGGCAGAUAGAACUCAGAAUGGCCGAAACCACAGGUGUAGAUGAUGGUAGUUCAUGUACCAAAGACAUAGUGGAUCACAUAGCAGCAGUAAGUGGGAGUUCCAGCACCAUAGCUAGGACUUUGCUUUGCACUACAGUCGAUCAUUACGCAUCUACUUACGGUGAUAGAGGUUGGGGUUGUGGAUAUCGGAAUACUCAAAUGAUGCUCUCGUCACUUGUUCACCAUACCGGCUACAAUGAACAGCUCUAUAAACAGUGGAUGCUAGGUAGCCGAAUAGGAGGCAGCGCACUUGAAUUACCGUCGAGGAGUGCGAUGCCAUCAAUUUCAAGACUACAACAGCACAUCGAAUGGGCCUGGAGUCAGGGUUUUGACACUCAAGGUGCUGACCAGCUAGGUGGCAAACUUGUAAAUACGAGGAAAUGGAUCGGUGCAACUGAAGUGGUCACAAUACUUUCAUCGCUUAGAAUUAGGUGUCAGUUGGUUGAUUUCCAUCGUCCAACACACGUAAGUGGAAGCCACCCGGACCUUUUCAGAUGGGUUAUUGAUUACUUCUCAGCAUUUGAUGAUUUCAAGCCUCCUCUUUAUUUGCAACAUCAAGGGCACAGUCGAACAAUCAUAGGUGUGGAACAGUUGAGGGAUGGCACUGAAAAUCUUUUAAUCCUCGAUCCAAGUCAUUCGCCAAUGCAGAUGGGUGGUAUAAGAAGCACAGUCACUGCCCCGAACGUGAUGCGGUUAAUAAGGAAAUCUCUAUCAGCCAUGAAAGCGAAACACUAUCAGAUCGUAGCCGUAGCCGGAAUAAUGGACAGUGAAUCCGAGUAUCAGUCGAGUAAAAUUUUGAGGUCGGUGAGGGUCCCACCAGAUCGAUGAUGAGAAAAUGAAAGAUCGAGUCAUUAGACACAUAGUUAUGUGCACUAAGAGGCAUUCAAUCAUUUCACUGUAGGUGUUUUCCGCUUAUUAUUAGGAUAAGUCCAGAUAGAGGAAAAUGCCGUAGAAGGGUAUACAAAGAGAGACAUUCUUCUGUAUAGCAUGAACUAAGGAAUGAUUAAUCAAACUUUUAUCUCACCAGCAAUUAAUAAAAAUGUCUGCCAGUAAUUAACUGCGUAUAGAUUUGUCAAGAGUAUUGUGAAGGUACGGUUGAUUAAUUGUGUCCAUAUGAUUUUUUUUCUCUAACUGGACCCGUUUACAAAAACACUGAACAUUUUUUGAUUUGGAGUCACUUAGAUGAGGAACAAACACUGGAGAGAAAAUCGCAGCAAAUGUGAGAGGUUGUUCAGCUUAGCAUACAAAUUAGUUUUUAGCUUAAACUAGCAGAAUUAAUAUAGUUGUUACAAACUGUAUUUGUUCAUUGCUCGUUUACAUACCUCUACAUUUUUUGCAACGUCUCUUUCUCUUUCACUUUCUAUUUAUAUAUAAAUAUACUUUUCUAUGCUGUGAGAAAAAAAAAGUCAAACCUUUCAUUACUCUUAAAUAGAAUGAUGAGAAUAAUAAUAUAAUAAGUGAAAAAAUAAGCUUUAUGUAGUUUUUAAGUAUGUAUUUGUAUUAGUUUUAAGGAAAGUAUAAAAAAGUAAUAUUUUUUACACAGUUGCAUGUUAACAAGGUUGACAAUCGUGAUAUUUCUUUUCUGAAGGUACAAGAGGACGAAUUAAUUUCAAAUUUGGUCCUGAUUUCUUACUGAUACUGAUUGUGGCCUAUGUAAGAUGUGAACUGAAGUGAAAAUCACACAAAAAAAACUAUUUAUUGAUUUAUUUAAAAAAGCAAUAUCGAAAUUUUGAUUGCACCAAAAGAUCUACCUGCGUAUAACUAGGGCAUUAUACAAAUCGGCUGUUUUGACGUUAACACCUAGCAGUGCUCACAUUUUUAUUAUCGUCACACAAAAUGCAAAUUUCUGUCAAUAAAUAUAAGGUAAGUGGCAAUUUUAUUAUUUUGAGCUUUUUAAGCUAAAACAAUGCCAUUUAAACACAGAUCAAUUAUCAAUGUUCUUAAUAUAACAAAAUUAAAUAAAAAUACCUGUUUUCCAUACAUUUAAUAAAACAUUUCUGCUACGCAAGAAACACUUCUUUUCUCAUUUGUUUUUUAAUUAUGCUUAAUUAAAUGUUGUUUCUGGCAACAAAAUUCAGAAAGCGAUAACUGCCUUUAAAUAUAGCUAACAAAAUUAACGAUUGUGUCUAUGUUAUUUUUGUACAUUCUUAAUUUUAUUCCGUUAUUAACAUAAAGUGCCAGCAGUCCCAAGUGAACCCUCACCUUCACUCCAUGGUCACAGGUUGUAUGGUUGAGAUCACGUUCUGGCCACAAUAGCGCUUUUCCAAUGCAUUCAACGCACAUUUCAGAUCACCUGGCCCAGAACAAAACCCCGAACGCAUUAGAACAUGAGAUUUCUUCGAGGGCCGCCUUAAAAAUUUAUUUAUUAGCACUUUUUCUUUUGUAAUAAUUUUCUCCCUUAUAUAUAUUUUUUGCCACUAAAUAAAUUAAAAAUUUAAAAAAAUUAAAAUAAAUUGUUCAAUUAUUUAUUGUUUUGUACGUAUAAAAUGAAUACCCGAGAGAACUGAAACAUUUUUAGAAUAUAUUCCUACGGCCUUUUUGUCAGGUGGUCCGCUGAGGUGGGACUGCUUGACGCCAGAAGAAGGAACCAUAUCCAAGGGAUAUGGACUGCUAACUUUUUUUUAAAAAUUGAUAUAUUUGUAAUUUACAAGAAAAGAAAAGAUCAAUGCUUUUGUUCAAUUAUAGAUGCUAAAAAAAAAAAAAUUAUUUUGGCCUGAAGGUGAAGGUAUGCAGGAGGUUGGCGCUUUACCCUAAUAAUGGUAUACUUUUUGAUUUUCAAAAUGUCAGCACCUUUGUCACACAUUUAUCAAGUUUUUUUUUUAAAUUAUCGAUCAAAGCCAAAUCAAUCUCAACUCAUUCAGGGAAAAAAUUGUGAAUUAGUUCUAAACAUAUCUGAUCAUCUUUCCCUUAACAGGAUUAACAAUGUUUUCUGCCGGUGGUGGUAUUUUCACUCUGAAAAGAUUUCACCAGGAUUUUUAUAGUGUACAAAGUUGAAAUGUUUAAAAAAUAUUAGUCCAACUUAGAUAAAUAGUACUUAUUCUCUAAAUACCCACACAAAAGUAAACAUUAAUCAUGAUGCCCUUUCAAUAUUUUUUAUAAGUUAAUAACACAAACAUUUCUUGUAUUUACAGCUUAACAGUUUUACAAUUUAUUUAUCUGUAAAUACAAAGUAUUAAUUAUCAAGAUUUAAAAUAAAUCUAGAGAGCAAAAGCAGCUGCACCAUUUUUUGGACACAUUUAGCAUUUGUUAACCUAGCAUAUUAAGAAUAGUGAACUUACAAAAGACAAUUUUACAGUGUAUCUAUGUUAUAUUAAAUAACCCAUAAAAAGUUAAUUUAUAUUGAAUAAAUUGUUUCUUUUACAGCAUACUGUGAUUUAUUGAUCUGUUAUAUGACAAUUUUUAUGUCAUCUCAAAUCCUUUAUAAGAUCAAGAAUUUUUUUCAUAUGUAACAUGAAAGCUUUAGAAAAAGAAACUCCUGGUGAAUUUUUAUUAACAUAAAUAUUUUAAGAAAAAUUAUUAGUCCUGUAAAGAAAUUUAGUGAAUAACUCAUACAAAAUCCAAUGUAUAUGUAAUAUUUUUGCUAAUAUUACAUAUUAAUAUAUAUAAAUAUGCUGAUUUUUCUGUAUUAUACAAAUGAAUUAAAUGGUGUUUUUAUUUUGUGAAAAUGGAAAUCCGAAUAAAUUAUAAGUCAAAAACUUCGAAAAUCAAAAGUUUAUUGUUGUUUUUUGUCUGAGAAAAGAAAUCAGUAAUUCAUUCAAGAAAAAAGAUGACUUCGUAAUACGAUAAUUAUAAGUAGAAUAAUAUUUAGUUUAGAUAUAGUUUAGAACAUAACUUAUAUUUUUUACAAUUAUGUUACAUUUGAUAUUAAUAAACACAAAUUAAAAGAAUUUAGUCCAAAUGUUGCAAAAUUCCAAAUUUUAACUGCCACUUUAUUGUUAGAAAAAUGAAUUAUCUUCAAUACUUCUAAAGUAUUUUUGAAAGAGAUAUUUGCUAUGUUAAUUCUUCCAAAAUUGUUGUGUAAUUAAAUAUAAAAGAAAAUUACAAUUUCAUUCUUUUAAACUCUUAUUUGAACAAUGCACAUGUUUCUAUUUUAUUACUAAAUUGUACAUAACAAAAUACUUGGUUUUUUUUUCCAAUGCCAAAUUUGCCAUAGCCUUUGUGCUAAAUAAUAUCCACCUGUGAUAAAUUUACUUUGUUAUUCUUAUCAUUUCAAUUUACCAAAUGUACAUCGUUUUUGUUAAUUCAAUUCACAAAUAUAUAAUUUUGCUUGAAGUUUA
Messenger RNA from Cimex lectularius (bed bug), 5900 nucleotides. RefSeq names its product zinc finger with UFM1-specific peptidase domain protein-like. Bases 565 to 2451 code for a protein of 628 amino acids. The record is from RefSeq and is a predicted model, not a curated record. NCBI's taxonomy places the organism in Eukaryota, Metazoa, Arthropoda, Insecta, Hemiptera, Cimicidae. The transcript is spliced from 9 exons.